UACAUUUCCACUUCCUUUCUUAGGAGCCUAACGCACUUUGGCCUAAUUAACAAUUUUUUAUAAAUAAUCUUCAUUUCUUCCUUCACCAAAUUGCUAGAGAAGACUACACUCUUUCUUGAACUUGGGUUCAAGUAAAGAUGUAUUCAACUGUGUUUUACACUUCAGUUCAUCCAUCCACUUCAGCUUUUUCAAAAAAGCAGCAGCCUUUAUUGAUCUCUAAGGAUUUCCCUGCAGAGUUGUGUAAUUCUUUACCAUGCAGUAGAAGCUUGGAAAAUGGUAAAAUCAAGAAAGUCAAAGGAGCAGUAAAAGCCACAAUAGCUGAAGCUCCAGCUACUACUCCAACAACUAAUUUGAAGAAGAAGUUGAAAGUACUAGUAGCAGGUGGUGGGAUUGGAGGAUUAGUGUUUGCAUUGGCUGCAAAGAAAAGGGGAUUUGAGGUGUUGGUAUUUGAGAGGGAUUUAAGUGCUAUUAGAGGAGAAGGGCAAUAUAGAGGACCAAUUCAGAUACAGAGCAAUGCAUUGGCUGCUUUGGAAGCAAUUGAUAUGGAUGUUGCUGAAGACAUAAUGAAUGCUGGUUGCAUCACUGGUCAAAGGAUUAAUGGUUUGGUUGAUGGUGUUUCUGGUAACUGGUAUUGCAAGUUUGAUACGUUUACUCCAGCAGUGGAACGUGGACUUCCUGUGACAAGAGUCAUCAGCCGCAUGACUUUGCAGCAGAUCCUUGCACGUGCUGUUGGGGAGGAUAUAAUUAUGAAUGAAAGUAAUGUAGUGAAUUUUGAGGAUGAUGGUGAAAAGGUUACUGUCACUCUUGAGGAUGGACAGCAAUAUUCAGGUGAUCUUCUGGUUGGUGCUGAUGGCAUAAGGUCUAAGGUACGGACUAAUUUGUUCGGACCCAGUGAUGUAACUUACUCUGGCUACACUUGUUACACUGGAAUUGCAGAUUUUGUUCCUGCUGAUAUUGAGACAGUUGGGUACCGAGUCUUUUUGGGCCACAAACAGUACUUUGUUUCUUCAGAUGUGGGUGGAGGCAAGAUGCAGUGGUAUGCAUUUCACAAUGAACCAGCUGGCGGUGUGGAUGAUCCAAACGGUAAAAAGGCAAGAUUGCUUAAAAUAUUUGAAGGGUGGUGUGACAAUGUUAUAGACCUAUUAGUUGCCACAGAUGAAGAUGCAAUUCUUCGACGUGACAUCUAUGAUAGACCUCCAACCUUUAAUUGGGGAAAAGGUCGUGUUACAUUGCUCGGGGACUCUGUCCAUGCUAUGCAGCCUAAUUUGGGUCAAGGGGGAUGCAUGGCCAUAGAGGAUAGCUAUCAACUAGCACUGGAACUUGAUAAAGCAUUGAGCCGAAGUGCCGAGUCAGGAAGCGCGGUGGAUAUCAUCUCAUCUUUAAGGAGCUAUGAAAGUUCUAGAAAACUUCGAGUUGGAGUUAUCCAUGGACUGGCUAGAAUGGCUGCAAUCAUGGCAUCAACUUACAAGGCUUAUCUUGGAGUCGGACUCGGUCCAUUAUCAUUUUUGACCAAGUUUAGGAUACCACAUCCUGGCAGAGUUGGUGGAAGAUUUUUUAUUGACUUGGGAAUGCCGCUUAUGUUAAGCUGGGUUCUAGGAGGCAACGGUGAAAAGCUUGAAGGCAGAAUACAACAUUGCAGGCUAUCUGAGAAAGCAAAUGACCAAUUGAGAAAUUGGUUUGUAGAUGAUGAUGCUUUAGAGCGUGCUACUGAUGCAGAGUGGUUACUGCUUCCUGCCGGGAAUGGCAAUGCUGCUUUAGAAGCUGUUGUUUUAAGCAGAGAUGAGAACAUGCCUUGCACUAUUGGGUCUGUCUCACAUACAAACAUUGCUGGAAAAUCAGUAGUUAUACCUUUGCCUCAGGUGUCCCAAAUGCACGCCCGGAUAUCCUAUAAAGGUGGAGCAUUUUUUGUAACUGAUUUACGAAGUGAACAUGGUACCUGGAUUACGGAUAACGAAGGCAGAAGAUACCGAGCGUCUCCAAACUUUCCUACUCGCUUUCAUCCAUCAGAUAUUAUUGAAUUUGGUUCUGAUAAGAAGGCAGCAUUUCGCGUAAAGGUAAUGAAAUUUCCUCCAAAAACUGCUGCAAAGAAGGAAGAGCGUCAAGCAGUGGGGGCAGCUUGAGAAUUCUGAAGUUUGGCCUGAUAUAAACGGGGAAAUUGUACAGCAUUUUUAUAGCAACAGCAGAAACUGAGCCAUUUAAAUCAGCUAAUUUUGUAUACUGUAGGUUUAGAAGCUUGAUAAACAGAACACUAUGCAAGAAAACACAAAGAUUAUAAUGCUUCCUCCUGAAGAAGUUAUUAUGGUCAUUAUUUCUUUCUACCAUUGCUAAAAAUAUAGUUAUGUAUGUAUAUACAAUCACAGAGGCCAUAAUGUUAAAAGUGUUUUACCUUCAUAUA
Molecule: messenger RNA, 2395 nt
Organism: Nicotiana attenuata
Lineage: Eukaryota; Viridiplantae; Streptophyta; Magnoliopsida; Solanales; Solanaceae
Product: zeaxanthin epoxidase, chloroplastic
Exons: 16
Coding region: 138-2120 (660 amino acids)
Biological process (GO): abscisic acid biosynthetic process
Cellular component (GO): chloroplast; membrane
Molecular function (GO): FAD binding; protein binding; zeaxanthin epoxidase activity
Source: RefSeq, a predicted model, not a curated record